AUGAAGUCGAAUAACCCCCGCGAAACCCAAACCCCACAACAUCUCAGUGAAACCAAUGACCAGAAUGCACAAAGAGCCGAAAUCCCAAGAAUCUCUUUGCAUGCCUCAAUGGAAUCAUCCCAUAAUGCUCCGGACUAUGAGCCAUCACCGAGAAGGGUUUUGUAUGAGAGCUUCGAGUCAGCCUACUCCCAUAUUGUCGAAUCGUCUAGACAUUCAUCGUUUCUUGCUGCUGAUGAACCCAGAAAUGGUAGCCCGAUUGAAGAAGUGAACCCAGCGGCCCCUCCAGUUGUGAACCCUGUGGCUCCUCCCAUUGUCAUCAGAAGAAGACAAAAUAAUCGCCCUGCAAUUCCAAUAGAAAACCUCGAUGAGGCGGACAAUGAGAUGAGCUCAUUGGGUGCAGUUGACAGGAGAACCCCUGGAGGAAGUGAUCGACGCCAUCGCGCCAUUGCGCCGAAUGUUCGCCCACUACCACCACCACCCCAGGAAAAUAAUGGUCCGGCAGUGCCGCGCAAACUAAGCCAAUAUGAGAUUGUGACGGAACCUUGGAAGAUGUGGAGAAGAGAGCAGAAAUAA
Caenorhabditis bovis is the source of this 573-nucleotide messenger RNA. The record is from the annotation of a GenBank genome assembly. Lineage: Eukaryota; Metazoa; Nematoda; Chromadorea; Rhabditida; Rhabditidae.